AUCACACUGGAUAGAUAUCCCAUCGCUUAGCUAUGGCUGCGGAGACAGAGCAGUGAGAGUGAAGGUUUUUUUAUAACAUGUUGGUCGGCUGAUGUACAGCGAGAUAGCGAGCUGCUCCUGGAUCCGCUCAUCGAAGUUUGGGUUUAAGAAGUUUACCGUUCCAGCGCUACGGUUAGCAUUUAACAUUAUCACGGGGCUGUCUGCUACCUGACACAUCCCCGUACAGCAAACAUGGUGUCCUGGAUCAUCUCGAGAACGGUUGUGCUGUUUUUUGGGACUCUGUAUCCUGCAUACUACUCUUACAAAGCUGUCAAGACCAAAAAUGUCAAGGAAUAUGUGCGAUGGAUGAUGUACUGGAUCGUGUUUGCCCUCUACACGGUGGUGGAGACCAUCACUGACCUCACACUGGCAUGGUUUCCCCUGUACUAUGAGCUGAAGAUAGCCUUUGUGAUCUGGCUGCUGUCCCCCUACACCAGAGGAGCAAGUCUCAUUUACAGGAAGUGUCUGCACCCUCUGCUGUCCUCCAGAGAGAGGGAAAUAGAUGAGUAUAUUGUGCAGGCCAGAGAGAGGAGCUAUGAGACCAUGGUCAACUUUGGCAAGCAGGGACUGAGCAUCGCAGCCACCGCCGCUGUCACUGCAGCUGUCAAGGGUCAGGGGGCCAUCACAGAGAAGCUGCGUAGCCUGAGUAUGCACGACCUCACACAGAUAAGCCAGCAGGACGACGGAGGAGGAAACCAGCUCUACCAGUACAGCUCCCGUUCAGCCAACCCCGCCAUCAGAAGAUCUCAGAGCACUGACGCCGGCGACGGAGCUGAUUACUGUUAUGACCAGGAGGAUGAUGAAGAGGCCGAGCCAACGUUCUCUGAAGACGAAGCAGUGACUCAGAAAGGACUGAGACGAUCGCAGAGUGUCAAGAUCACACGAUCCAGAGUCCGCAAAGAUGCUCGUUAUGGAUCCCUGAAGAUCAAAGGCAAGAAGAGGCCAGCGCUGAGCUCUGUUAACUAUGGCAUGUGAACAGAGUACAGCAGACUCACACUCACAAACACAGACAUACACACAGCAGCGCAGUCUGCUGAUUGGUGGAUGGUAUUCCUGCUCUUCUCAGUCUGACUUUUCACUCAGCUGAGUUCGUUUAUCUCCUUUAUGAUGAGCUUUCUUCUGACAUAUUUAUUACUUAAUUCAUUCAAAAGCAGUGACUCUUGAAGAAGCUCCACUCUGAGGACUUCAGUCUUUUUCGUUGGGUUGAUGAUGACGUACAUGAUGUUUUUUGCAUGGACUUGUGUGUGUUUCAUGUGUUUAUUAGAACAGUAGUUUUUAGGUGUGAUGUUAUGUCUGUGUAGUCUUUUAGAUUUUAGAUACAUCAGUAAACUUGAGUCUUUUCAUUUAAUUUCAUACAAAUUUUGUGGUGCCACCUUCUAAUGCGGCAUCCUUUAUAAAGACUUCCUAAACUGCAAAUAAUGGUUCAACUAAAUCAUUUACUAAUGCUUUUUAGUAUAGUUAUGAGCCAUUAAUAAGAACAACUUUGGGUUCCUGGGUGUGAAUCCUUCAGCCAGUGUUUAUCUUCCUCUAACACUUAAUUUUUUUCUAGCUCUGUAGGUUUGUCAGGAAGAGUCUCCUAAUAUUUGUACCAAAACAGGUCUCAUUAUUUUACUAGUUAUCAAUUGCAACUGCUGAUUAUCAGAGAGUGGGACCCUGCAGCCCUUAUUAAAGCUGCAUUCAUUUACAUUUUGCCACUUGGGGGCAGCACAGCAAGCUAUAAAGGCAGAGCUAUCUUUUCUUUAAGUUGUUGUGGUGAACAUGUUGCUUAUGUACACAGAAUAUAAAUCCAGUAUUCAUCCUCCUUAUAGCUCACAUUACACAUGCUGGUGUCUGCGCAGUAGGGAUCUCCGCCAUAGGGGAGUUCCCGCCAAAUCACCCGUCCGACCAAUCACAAGCAGCCCAAAUGAAUGUGAGCGCAUAGAUUGGCUGUCACAGCUGUCAGUCAUGGCAGAAAAAUCCCCUUUUUGUAGAAAUCAAUAUCUCAUUAAAACCAAACU
Messenger RNA from Plectropomus leopardus (leopard coralgrouper), 2036 nucleotides. It is a transcript of the gene reep3b, whose product is annotated as receptor accessory protein 3b. Gene Ontology annotation, cellular component: endoplasmic reticulum membrane; cytoplasmic microtubule; endoplasmic reticulum tubular network. Gene Ontology annotation, biological process: endoplasmic reticulum tubular network organization. Gene Ontology annotation, molecular function: microtubule binding. Lineage: Eukaryota; Metazoa; Chordata; Actinopteri; Perciformes; Serranidae. The record is from RefSeq and is a predicted model, not a curated record.